Molecule: messenger RNA, 1467 nt
Organism: Emiliania huxleyi CCMP1516
Lineage: Eukaryota; Haptophyta; Isochrysidales; Noelaerhabdaceae
Exons: 6
Coding region: 1-1467 (488 amino acids)
Source: RefSeq, a predicted model, not a curated record
AUGUUGUUCGUGAUAGCCCUGGCGCUGACCACAUACGAGAUCUUCUCAGUCAACGAGCUCCGCGACAGCAUCCAGCGAGCCAACACGUCAACGCUGUCACUCCUGCUCGCCGAGCAUGCCACCUACCGGCUUGGAGGCUCGCCUCUGGAGAUUCACGGCCGCCUCCGAGUGCAAAUCUCCGGCCGGGAGGGCACUGUUGUUGACGCGGCUGGGCUCUCGCGUGCGUUCAUCGUCGCCGGCGGAGGCUCGCUGGAGCUUCGCUCGCUUUCGGUGAUCCGCGGCGUCGCAAACGCCUCAGACACAGACGGAGGCGGAGGCUGUGUGGUGGUCAGACCAGAUAGCGCGCUGCGCGCCACCGACGUCCUCUUUUCUGAGUGCGCGGCAGUUACCCAGGAGCGUGGAUGGAUGGCUGCCGCCGGGCAUACGAUGGCCCGCAACGCCCUCGCCGACUUCAAUAUCCGAGGCGGCGCGGACGGCGGGGGCACGGAUGCGCAAGGCGGCGCGAUCGCAUCGCAUGGGGGCACGAUCUGGCUCGAGGGGUGCACGCUGCGCAACGCGUCGGCCCUCGAUGGCGGCGCCAUCUUUGUGUGGGGAGGCUCGCUGCUCAUCGAGCACAGCCGCUUCCUCGACUCCUCCGCAGCUCGCGAGGCCGGCUGCAUCGCCAUCCUCGAGGGCGCAGCAGCGGACGUCCGUAACGCGACGCUGCGAGGCUGCUCCGCCGGCGGCGACGGCGGAGGGAUCUUCGCCGCCGACGGCGCUCAGAUGGAGUGCACGGCGGAGGGCAGCGGCGGCGCGCUCGCCCUCGACGGCGCGUUUGUGGAGGUGCACCGCAGCGAGCUACGCGCCUGCAUGGCGCUCGAGUCGGGCGGCGGCGUGUGGGCCUUCAGCGGCAUGGUGCGGGUGGUGCGCUGCUCGAGCGUACGGGACGGCGGCGGGAUGCACAUCGGCUCAGGGGCGCUGGUGGUGCUGACCGCGUCGCUCCUGGCCAACUCGUCCAUCCUGCGCUGCCACUCGCGCCUGUACGGCACGGCGUACGUCGAGGGCAUCCCGACGCCGAGCCGCGGCAGCGAGCUCGCCCCGAGAUCCGCCGAGGGGAGAGAUCGGCCGAGCGCUGUAGGCAACCUGACGUUGAGCCACGGCUCCGAGCUCGCCGACUGCGACGGGCACGACAUGGGCCUGUCGGGCUCCUCAGAGGACUCGCGGAGGGGGGGCGUGCUGUGGAUCCGCCACGGCGGCGUGGCCCGCUUGCUGCGCUCCCGCGUGGCCGACAACCGCGUGUACGACCUCAGCGCGCCAAAGACCUUCUUCGCCGUGGCGAGCGUGGACGCCGGCGCGAGGCUCGAGGUCUUCCACUCCCUCUUUGAGAACAACUCGAUCACGUCCGUCACCGAUGACGGCGACGCGGCGGGGGCGCGGCUUCGGCCGGCGAGAGCGCCCGAGAUGGAAGGAGACCGCUCGAGGCUGUAG